GUCUUUGUGUUUGUUUUGCAGAAAAGUUGCUGUGAAAUUUUCAUACCAAUUUUCAAGGAGACAACACCAAACUUGCGUGUGUUUUUUUGUAUUUUACUCUUUGAGUGUAACCAAAUUCCACCCUGUUGUUGUUCAUGCAAACCAUGAAACUAAUUGAUUACUAGUUGUCUUACCAGAUCCUAUCCAUCACCAUGGACAGUUAAGAAUUCAUGAUAAAAGCACAUUGAAUUGAAUGACUACAUAUUGAAUUACUACAUAGUUUCCCCUUGCAAUCUCCGCCAAAUCUUCCUAUAACAAGAAGAUUCAAUUCCACUAUUCUGAUAUAACUUCUCUCUGUCUCUCUCUCCUUUUUCUUACUGUCCUACUUCCAUACACCAACCUUUUCUUGGCUCAUGGGUUUGUUGAAAUGUAAGAGUGUGUUUUACACACCAGCUAAGGAUGUUGAUUUAAGCCCCUAUAGCAGUGAAUCCUACCUCCAAGCCAAUGUCAAAGCUCCUCGCAUGACUGGAGUUUUGGUCAAGAUUGUCACUCACUUGUUGGAGUGUCCAAUACUUGGAACCUUGCUGUUGUACAUAUUGAAAGGAGGCAAUCUUAUUCACCAGCUUAUUUCAAAUGCAGAGUUAGCAGAGCCACCUCUCUCUGUUCCCUUACAUCAUUUUGAAGACAUAAAAGAAAAAGAAGUCAAACGCUUAGAUCCUUCUUCAUCUCCACCUGAGAAAGUUCAAUUUGCAUUAGAUUGCUUGCCUCUAUCUCCAGCAGAAACACCUAAUGGAACAGAUCCUUUAUUCCGUCGCUGGACGAUAAUGGAUUAUUCCAAUGCUUACAGAUCAGGGGAAAUAACACCAAGCUUGGUUGCAGAACGAUUUGUUGCUGCUGUUGAUGAAUCCAGAAAACCCCCACUCCAAAUGGGAUUCUUUAUUCACUACACCGUUGAAGAUAUACUAAAACAAGCAACUGAAUCAACUCUUCGAUACCAACAAGGGGAACCUAUCUCGGUGCUAGACGGAGUUCCAGUUGCUAUCAAGGAUGAGAUAGAUUGUUUACCAUAUCCAACAACAGGAGGUACAAAGUGGCUGGAUAAAGAAAGGCCUUGUAAAGGUGAUGCUUGCUGCGUCAAGCGUCUAAGGUCAUGCGGUGCUAUACUUGUUGGGAAAACCAAUAUGCAUGAGCUUGGAUCUGGAACUAGUGGGAUAAAUCCACAUUAUGGGCCUUCCAGAAACCCAUAUGAUAGCCAUAUGAUUGCAGGAGGUUCUUCUAGUGGAUCUGCUGCUGUGGUGUGUGCAGGACUCUGCCCGGUUACCCUUGGUGUUGACGGGGGAGGAUCUGUCAGGAUGCCAGCUUCUCUUUGUGGUGUUAUUGGUCUGAAACCGACUUUUGCGCGUAUACCUCAUGACGGAGUUCUUCCCCUAAAUUGGACAGUUGGGAUGGUUGGAAUACUAGCAGGCACUGUUGAGGAUGCAAUGAUCAUUUAUGCAGCAAUCAGUGGCGAAAUUCCAUCCGAUCAGCCUUCCGGUAAAUUGACUAAGAUAAAUCUUCCACUGCUGAGCAUGACAAAGUCUUUAUCUCAGAUCACGUUAGCAAAAUAUGGAAAGUGGUUCGAUGAUUGCAGCGAUGAUGUCAGAAUAUGCUGCUCCCAAGCUUUGCACAAGCUUCAGGAUCGUUACAGUUGGAAGAUUAUAGAUGUCACCAUACCAGAGAUAGAAGCGAUGCGGCUGGCACAUUACAUAACAAUCGGAUCUGAGUGUUCCACUGCCCUUGAUUCUUAUAAGAAAAAGAAUUUUGCAGAAUUAGGAUGGGAUGUAAGGGUAGCACAAUGCAUCUAUGGUGCUUUCAGCGGCAUGGAGUAUCUUAAAGCUCAGAAAAUGAGGAAUCGCCAAUUGCAAAUUCACAUGAAAAUAUUUGCCGAUGCAGACGUCAUUGUCUCACCAACAACAGGUGUGACUGCAUAUCCAAUUCAAGAUGAUGCCUUGGAGACUGGUGAACUUGACUAUGUCAAUGGAGCUGCGCUUGUUCGUUACUCCAUAGCAGGAAACUUCCUAGGACUUCCUGCUGUCACCAUUCCGGUUGGGUAUGAUAAACUAGGUUUGCCUAUUGGCCUUCAGUUUAUUGGAAGGCCUUGGUCUGAAGCAACACUGAUCCAUUUGGCAUAUGCAAUGCAGGCUAUCUGCAUGCCAGAGUACAGAAGGCCAGAGAUUUAUUAUGAUUUAUUAAGAAAAUAAAAAGAAGAAUAGUAGCAGUAGCAUAUUGUUUAUAGCUAAAAGAAAGCAUUGUAAUUUGUCUGAGACAUAUUGGGAUUUCUUUUAUUUUGGGGGAUUUCAUCUAAUAUUAUAUUUGUUGCAAAACAUGAUGCCUUUGGUGGUAACAUACGUUUUCUUCCCUUAUGAUUUCAUUCCAUUGGUUUCCACAUUAGCCUU
Molecule: messenger RNA, 2414 nt
Organism: Lotus japonicus
Lineage: Eukaryota; Viridiplantae; Streptophyta; Magnoliopsida; Fabales; Fabaceae
Product: fatty acid amide hydrolase-like
Exons: 20
Coding region: 393-2219 (608 amino acids)
Molecular function (GO): catalytic activity
Source: RefSeq, a predicted model, not a curated record